AUGGUGGAGGACACCAUCUUACCAGACACCAUCACACAAGAAGAGACUGAGGAGGACACGGUCAUGCCAAAAGAGACCGAGGAGGACACCAUCUUGUCAGACAUCAUCACACUGAGAAAGAGAGAUGUUCCUGAUGACACCAUUACCAUGACACCAUCACAUGGGAAAACCAAGGAGGACAAUAUUUUGCCAUACAGCAUCACACUGGAAGAGACUGAGGAUGACAUCAUCAUGCCAGCUGAGAUCGAGGACAUCAUCAUGCCAGAAGAGACCAAGGAGUACUCCAUCCUGCAAGAUGCCAGCCUGCUGGAAGAGAAUGAGGAGGACACCAUCUUCCCAGACAACAUUACACGGGAAGAGACUGAGAAGGACACUAUCAUGCCAGAAAUCAUCUAA
Messenger RNA from Meriones unguiculatus (Mongolian gerbil), 396 nucleotides. RefSeq lists its product as uncharacterized. The transcript has 2 exons. Bases 1 to 396 code for a protein of 131 amino acids. The record is from RefSeq and is a predicted model, not a curated record. NCBI's taxonomy places the organism in Eukaryota, Metazoa, Chordata, Mammalia, Rodentia, Muridae.